GCGCCGCCCUCGCCCCGCAGGUACCGGCUGAGCCCGCGCGGGGAGCGGCCCCGCGGCCGCGUGGGACUCGGCUGCCUCCUCCUGCCCGGCCGCGUCCUGCUGCUGGGCGGCGCCGACCCCUCCGGGGCCUUCGCGGACGCGCAUUUCGUGGAGCUGGCCCCGCUCCGCUGGGUCCCCGCCGCCUGGCGCGGACUGAGGCCGCGCUACGAACACGCCACGUUCCUGGCCGCCGCCGGCCCCCCGCGCCUCUGGGUGUUCGGCGGCGCCCAGCCCGCGGGGAACCGCAGCUGCGUCCAGGUGCUGGACCCCGAAAUAGGAACGUGGGAGAGCCCUGCAGUGAGGGGCCUGCAGCCGCAACCUCGGACAUUCCACACGUCCUCGGCGGCCAUCGGGGCCCGUCUGUUCGUGUUCGGGGGUGGAGACAAGGGAGCGGAGCCGGUUAAAGACCAGCGACUUCACGUGUUCGACACAGCCACGCUGACCUGGUCCCAGCCAGAGACUCACGGUGAUCCCCCUUCUCCUCGGCACGGGCACGCCGUGGUUGCAGUUGGGACCAAACUCUUCAUCCAUGGAGGUUUAGCUGGAGAUGUUUUUUACAGUGACCUGUUCUGCAUCGAUACAAAUGACAUGAGGUGGGUGAAGAUCCCAGCCACCGGGGACGUCCCUGGAGGACGGGCAUCCCACUCCUCAGCAGUGUUCCAGGACCACUUGUACAUUUUUGGUGGAAUAGGUCCAGAUGGGACACUGGAUACUACGUACAAGUAUCACACAGGAAGGCAGCAGUGGACACUCCUGCAGUUUGAAUCUCCCUUGCCCAGCGGGAGGCUGGACCACGCCAUGUGUGUCAUUCCCUGGCAGGCUGGGGCACACGGGGACACAGGAGAGAGCCCAGCUGGGACAGAGCCACCUCUGUCAGCAGGUGACAGGGCCGAGCCCCUCCAGCAGGGCCUGGCUGAGGGCUGUGCUGAAGACACCUUUGUCCACCUGCUGUUCGUGUUUGGGGGGAUGGACACACAGGGGCAGAUACACAGGGACUGCCUGGUCACCCUCAUUGAGUAGUGUCCCACAGCAGCAGCCUCCUCCUCUGGGGUUAAUUGUCCCUUAAGCACCUCCUUACCCUUGGGCAGCUGGCACGGUGCUGACACCCCUGAGGGCCAGGGUCUCUGCCUGAACAUGGCCCUGCUGCAGCCCCAGCCCAGGGAACAGGGCAAGGGUGCUUCAAGGCACUGCUGGAGCUGGCAGCAGACAAGGUCAUUCUGGACUUAACUAAUCCUAUGGAUUGGAUAAGGAUCAGUUAAAUAAAGAGACCAAAUUUCAAUUAUCCUUCUUUUUUUUUAAGAAUCUUUAUUAGGUAUAAGCUGCUUUUCAAUCUUCAGAAAACUGUUCUGUUUCAUGAGACUUUAUUAAAGUUCUGAAGUUUUAAUGCUGCAGAAAAACAUAAUUAAAACUCCUCCCUCACUGCUGGGCACCAACACUGCUGGAGUCAGUGGGUUCUGCUGGAUAACCUUUCUCUCCCAGAUCAAUAAAAGCUGCCCCUUCAGCAGUUACUCAGGCUUAAUCCCCCCUUCCUUAUCAGGAUCUGUUGUAAAACUGCAGAGGGGUCCAAGUCCACCUGCUCCCUUCAGAAACUGAGUCUCAAGCUCACUCCAAGGCAGCAGAGGCCCAGCUCCUGCUUUCAAGCCCCCCACUCUCCAUGAGCCCAUGAAAGGUGACCUUGAGGGGGUGAGCUGAACUCCAUCCUCCUUUAGGGUUAAUCCAGAUCCUGACUGGAGUUGGGUAGUGGAAAUCACAGAACUAGAACAGAGUCCAGUGUAAAUAACAAAUUUAUUGUGGUCACUCCAGGUAGAAAAGCUCUACACCAAGUUCACAUGACCAAGUUGUUAAAUAGAAUGUUCCACUGCCAAUACUUCUACACCCACAUUUACACUCCCACCCCGCUCCCCUCCCCAGACAUCGAGCAACUGCUAACGAAAAGCAGGAUACAGCCACGUCGGGCUAGCGGUUCCAGCUCCACUCACGAGUGAAGAUUCAAAGUUACAUUCCAAAUUAAGAGUUCAAUAU
Ficedula albicollis (Collared flycatcher) is the source of this 2061-nucleotide messenger RNA. It is a transcript of the gene RABEPK, whose product is annotated as Rab9 effector protein with kelch motifs. The transcript is spliced from 6 exons. The record is from RefSeq and is a predicted model, not a curated record. Gene Ontology annotation, molecular function: protein binding. The annotation marks the transcript as partial. NCBI's taxonomy places the organism in Eukaryota, Metazoa, Chordata, Aves, Passeriformes, Muscicapidae.